UGUGACAGUGUGGCCAAUAUCGUCAAAGACAUCACCUAUAACGCCUCCAUCUCCCUCCCUUGUGGCUCCUCCUCCAUCACACAACUCCCCGACAUAUCACCAACUUCUCUUCCCCGGGUCGUGGUCGUCAUGGCAACUUGUGAUAUCAUCAACGUGGUGGCGGCUGCCAUGGGAGGAGAAAACAUUCGGUUACGGGAAGUGCAGCUUCUGCCCGUGCCCACCCUCACCCCCAGGUGUCACGUUCCUCUGUCAGCGGGGUUCUGUACCUCCUUCAACGUGGACCCCUUCAGACAGGUACUGGACUUGAUGUUCUCCUGGAUGAUUUACCACUCGUGGACGCAGCUCACCAUCCUUUACGACCAGUCACUCAACAUCAUGGCUAACAUCGCUAUAGUGAAGAGCUUCCUGGUUACCAACAAACGUCUGGGGGCUCGGUUAUCCUUCAAGGAGGUCCCCGCCCAGCUAGCGACCUCUUCGGCCUCAAGGAACCAACUGGAGACCGCGUUGAAAGAGCUGCUGGAGGCCUGGGGGGAGGAGGAGGCGCGCCACUUAGCUCUGAUAGGCGACAAGUCUACGAUAAUCCACGUCCUCAGGAUGAUCCCCAACCUUGAAGAUGACGAUAGCAACUCUGAUUGGUUGAUCUUUACGUCAACGAACGAUGACGUCUCCAAGGAAUAUAUCCCAGCCAAUGGCCACCGCGUUUACUUCGUUAAUAGGUCGCUACACGCGGGACUGCGAGAGGAUGUAAGGACAGCAUUGCGAGUGGGCGAAGCUGUAGCAAGGGGCGUGGCUACUUGUUGGAACACCACCUCAAUUAAGGAGAUCGUGGAGACACCGGUGACCAUCUACAUGAAGCCUCCGAACUACAGUGCCAUGUUGAUACCCCCUGUGGAAGUGCCUGGCCCUUCCCAGACUCGCCUCGUACCCCUUUACACCUGGUCCCCAUCUUCCUCCUCCACCUCCUCCCCCCACUUGUUCUCCGGCAGGUUUAAGGCACUUCCCUCUUAUGACCAAUACCAACUACACGGCGCACACCUCUAUGUGGCCACUCUCCGGAGCGCGCCGUUCAUCAAGCCAGUUGAGGCGCCUGUGGACGAGCACGCCUGGGAGGGAAGUAACCGCACCCAGAAGCCGCCGUCGCCACAGCUGCCGCACGUGACCUGCCCUCAACCGCUGGCCUUCGUCGGGUUCCUGAAGGACAUGCUAGACGUCCUCAGCAUCCAAAUGAACUUCACGUACACACUGUAUGAGGUGUGUGACGGGUCUUACGGGUCGCUGGUAGACGGACGGUGGACGGGUGUGGUGGGGGAGGUGAUGUACGGGUACGCCCACAUCGGUUUGUCCAAUCUUGGUGCUAACUACGCCCGCAGCCACGCCGUGUCCUUCCCCAGGGUCUCCACCAGCUACGGCGGCGCUGGCACCAUCUUGAAGCGACCCCGGAACAUCCAAUAG
Homarus americanus (American lobster) is the source of this 1452-nucleotide messenger RNA. RefSeq lists its product as uncharacterized. Gene Ontology annotation, molecular function: glutamate-gated receptor activity. The transcript is spliced from 9 exons. Gene Ontology annotation, cellular component: membrane. The record is from RefSeq and is a predicted model, not a curated record. Bases 130 to 1452 code for a protein of 440 amino acids. NCBI's taxonomy places the organism in Eukaryota, Metazoa, Arthropoda, Malacostraca, Decapoda, Nephropidae.